Molecule: messenger RNA, 1689 nt
Organism: Phalaenopsis equestris
Lineage: Eukaryota; Viridiplantae; Streptophyta; Magnoliopsida; Asparagales; Orchidaceae
Product: cytochrome P450 78A5-like
Exons: 2
Coding region: 47-1474 (475 amino acids)
Molecular function (GO): oxidoreductase activity, acting on paired donors, with incorporation or reduction of molecular oxygen; heme binding; monooxygenase activity
Source: RefSeq, a predicted model, not a curated record
CUCAGGUACCUGUUCUGUUUUUCCCUUUGCUCUCUUCCUCUUCGCCAUGGCUGCUAUCUUCUCUCCCGGCGGCAUCGCUUGGUCCUUCUCCUGGCACCGCUCGCACAUCCCCGGAGCUGGAGACAUUGCUCUUCAUGGAACCACCCUUCACCGCACCCUCUCAUCCCUAUCCCACAGACAAGCCGCUCGUCGUCUUAUGUCCUUCUCAGUCGGCCUCACCCGCUUCAUCGUCUCCAGCCACCCUGAAACUUCUAAGGAGAUCCUCAAUUCUUCCGCCUUCUCAGAUCGCCCGAUUAAAGAAUCCGCCCGCGAACUCCUUUUUCAUCGUGCUAUUGGUUUCGCCCCAUUUGGCGAACACUGGAGGAAUCUGAGAAGAAUCUCCUCUUCACAUCUUUUCAGUCCGCGCCGAAUUGCGGCUUUUGGCACUGGCCGGCGGGAGAUUGGGGAACACAUGGUAGAGGAUGUGAGAGUUUUGAUGGGAAAGCAUGGUGAGGUGGAGGUUAAGAGGAUUCUUCAUAUUGGGUCUUUGAACAACAUAAUGAUGAGUGUUUUUGGAACAAGUUUUGAUUUUGGGAAAGGUGAGGGGAUGGAAUUGGAGAGGAUGGUUAGGGAAGGGUAUGAGUUGCUUGGGAUUGUGAAUUGGAGUGAUCAUUUGCCAUUUUUGAGGUGGUUGGAUUUGCAGGGAGUUAGGAGGAGGUGCGCUGUUUUGGUUGAAGAGGUGAAUGCUUUUGUUGGAAGUAUUGUAGAGGAGCAUAGGAUUAGGAGAAGGGUUGGUGUAGGAAGUGCGCAUAUCAAGGACUUUGUUGACAUCUUGCUUGAUUUGGAAAAUGAGGAGAUGUUAUCUGAUUCUGACAUGGUUGCUGUUCUGUGGGAGAUGAUCUUUAGAGGGACUGAUACAAUAGCUAUUCUUCUUGAAUGGAUCAUAGCAAGAAUGAUUCUACACCCAAAAAUCCAAGAGAAAGCACAAGCUGAGAUAGAUGUCUGUGUAUCAAGGCUUGUUUCUGAUGCUGACAUUCCCAACCUCCAUUAUCUCCAAUCCAUAGUUAAGGAAUGCCUUCGCAUGCAUCCUCCCGGUCCUCUUCUCUCUUGGGCUCGCCUUGCCGUUCAUGAUGUUCAUGUGGAUAACCAUUUCAUUCCUGCGGGCACCACAGCAAUGGUGAACAUGUGGGCUAUCACUCAUGACGAAGCUAUCUGGCCUGAUCCUGAUGAAUUUAAACCGGAGAGGUUUUUGACAGAAGAUGUGAACAUUAUGGGAUCUGAUCUGAGAUUGGCACCAUUUGGUUCAGGAAGAAGAGUUUGUCCUGGCAAAGCCAUGGCCUUGGCUACAGUUCAUCUCUGGCUAGCUCAGUUGCUUCAGUCCUUCAAAUGGGUGCCUUCCAGUAAUGGAGUGGACUUAUCAGAAUGCCUAAAAAUGUCGCUUGAGAUGAAGAAUUCUUUGGUUUGUUGUGCUUUUCCAAGAGACUUAAUGGUAUGAAACCAAGAGCUCAUUCUCCCAUGUUUUUUUUUUGUAAGUAACAGUUGGAUGUGGGAUUAGCUCAUCUUGUUGUUGUUUGCUUCAUUUAUGUUUUAGCUUAGGUAUCACUGUCAAGUGCUUAUUAGUUGAAGUUAGAUGCAUAAUCUGGUUUUUGUAAGUGGUGUGCUUUAUAAUAGUGUUGAGGAUGUGCUAAAUUGUGUAAUUGUAAAAUUAUU